This is a messenger RNA of Neoarthrinium moseri, 1491 nucleotides long. RefSeq lists its product as uncharacterized. Bases 1 to 1491 code for a protein of 496 amino acids. Lineage: Eukaryota; Fungi; Ascomycota; Sordariomycetes; Amphisphaeriales; Apiosporaceae. Gene Ontology annotation, molecular function: FAD binding. The transcript has 4 exons. The record is from RefSeq and is a predicted model, not a curated record.
AUGAUUAGCUUCCGAUCUGCAGUUGUGUGCGGGCUGGUGCAUUUGUGCAGCCUUCAUGCAGCCCUGGCAGGCUCUGUAUCAACUCAACAAAUAAUCAAGGACCUAAAGGCAACUUUGUCACCGGGCUCAGAGGUCGUGCUGACUUCGGAUCCUGCAUUUGCACAAGACUUCACUGCUCGCUUCUCUGGGACUCAUGCGCCACAAUUUGUGGUCGCUGCAAAGCCAAAACUGGUUACGGACGUGCAAAAACUGAUCAAGUAUGCAUCACGCCAGAAGGUGCCAUUUCUUGCAACUGGUGGAGGCCAUGGCUACACAUGGUCACUUGGUCAACUUCAAAACGCAAUACAGCUUGACCUUGGCAACUUCCAAACAAUUGAGGUUGAUGCAGCGGGAAACACUAUGAAGGUUGGAGGUGCAGUCCGCAUCGGCAAUGUCACCCAAGAGUUGCAUGCUCUGGGGAAAGAGUUCCCUGUGGGCAUGUGUCCUAGUGUUGGCGUUUCAGGGCUCACUCUGGGUGGCGGUGUCGGUCCUCUCGGUGGAUUCUACGGCGCCACCUCUGAUAACUUGAUAUCAGCGGAGGUCGUCACGGGCACUGGAAAGAUCCUGACAGCGUCUGCCACUGAGAAUGCCGACCUCUUCUAUGGAAUUAGAGGCGCUGGCUUCAAUUUCGGGGUGGUGACGUCCCUCAAUUAUCGUAUUCACCCAGCUACAAACCAAGGGCGGGUCACUGUUGUCAAUGCUAUGUUCCCCGCGAACUUGAGCACCUCGGUAUGGCAGGCAACAAACAAGUACGUAGGUCACCAUCCGAAAGAGCUUGCUAUUCUGUUUGCAAUUCGCUUCAAUGAGACCCUGGGGGGUAUGUCAUUUGUCGGCAGUUUCAUCUAUUUUGGCCCCGAAACGCAAGCUCUGGAGGUAAUCAGACCUUUCCUGGAUUUGAACCCUCUAUAUCUUGAGGUUAUCAACGAUGCCUCCUACUCAAACUUUUCAUCAGUGGCACUCUAUGGAGACGUCGCCGACAUUGGUCCGAAGAAGAGCAUUGACUUCGCCCCUUAUACUCUGAACCUGUACAAGGUCGAUGUCAAGAAUUUAGUAUCUUCCCUAAACCACAUGAAUGCGACGCUCACUGCGAACCCAAACCUACGGCCUGCAACACUAUCAUGGGCUCAGUACUCACCUGAAGGGUAUUUGAAGUUUCCACUCGAAUCGUCCGCCUUUGCCUACCGGGAUGUCGUUGUCUGGUUCUCGUAUGAUGGAUUUACAACAGAUCCCGCUCAGAUCCCAGCUUUAGAUAAGUUUGGCAAGGACAUUCGUGGCCUGGUACAGCGGGGUAGUGGACGCCGUGAUCUGGAGACUUAUGUCCACUUCAGUCAUGGGGAUGAAGGUCCAGCCGCAUGGUACACCAAAGGGAAGCUUCCAGGAUUGAGAAAACUGAAGCGUACUUAUGACCCCGAGAGCUUGUUCUCAUGGUACAACCCUAUCAGUGGCUAUUAA